AUGAAAGAGAUUGAGAUGCGUAUCCAUCCGAAUCCAUCGCAUUCCGAUUAUGUCUCAUAUAUCAAACGAGAUGUUCUCUUCCCACAAAUCCUACCAAAUGACUCAAUCAUUGUGAACGUUGAAAUCGACGUAGCCGUGGAAACAGUCACAACAACACUUGAGGAAAUGAUGACGAGUAAUGGCGAGCAGCAGCUUACCGAAGACUACUUGAAAAUGUUGAGGGACACUGUUUUGUCGGAUUUUACAAUCAAAAUAGGCGAUCGAGAAAUCAAAGCACAUCGAGCGAUCCUGGCAGCACGAUCUCCGGUGUUUGCCGCGAUGUUAAAACAUCAGGAUACCAAUGAAGCGAAAACG
Gongylonema pulchrum is the source of this 354-nucleotide messenger RNA. The record is from the annotation of a GenBank genome assembly. Lineage: Eukaryota; Metazoa; Nematoda; Chromadorea; Rhabditida; Gongylonematidae.